This is a messenger RNA of Brienomyrus brachyistius, 1043 nucleotides long. RefSeq lists its product as uncharacterized. The record is from RefSeq and is a predicted model, not a curated record. The coding region runs from base 31 to 792 and encodes 253 amino acids. The transcript has 3 exons. Lineage: Eukaryota; Metazoa; Chordata; Actinopteri; Osteoglossiformes; Mormyridae. Gene Ontology annotation, molecular function: methyltransferase activity; 2-oxoglutarate-dependent dioxygenase activity.
UACAUUGGACUCCUCCAACGCCGGCCGUGCAUGACAGACCCCCGGCAUCCCUACAUACCGGGGAGGGACGAGCUGAACGCCAGGUGCUGGGCUGGCAAACGCUCUGUGGUCGACUCCUCUCACCUGACAGAGCAAGUGAGCGUGCUUAAUACGCACACUGCCAUUGUGACAGCCAGAUGUCCGCACAGCUGUUUGGGUACUGGCUGGUAUGAGACUGAGAAGACUAUAGAGAUGGUUGUUAACUUCAGGAAGAGACCGGCAGCCCACACCCCACUGCACAUCAACAAAUCCAUUGUUGAAAUAGUCAGCAGUGUGAAGUUCCUGGGUGUGCACAUGGCAGACGACCUUUCCUGGAACCUGAACACCACCACCAUCACAAAGAAAGCCCGACGACGUCUUCACUUCCUUCGGAAGCUGAAGAAGGCCAGCCUCCCUCCUCCCAUCCUCACGUCAUUCUACCAGGGGACCAUCGAGAGAGUUCUCUGCAGCUACAUCACUGUCUGGUAUGGAAACUGCACUACCGCUGAAAAGAAGCCCCUGCAGUGGAUAGUGAGGACCGCAGAGAGUAUCAUCGGGGUCCCUCUCCCAGCCAUCUCCCACCUGUAUGAAAAGCACAUCAUCCGUCCUGCGAACAGCAUAGUGAAGGACACUUCCCACCCCUCACAUGCACUGUUCUCUCUCCUUCCGUCUGGUAGGCGGUUCCGCAGCAGCAGAACUGUAACUGCCAGACACUGCAAAAGCUCCUUUCCUCAAGCAGUCAGAGCUCUCAACUCACUGCCACCAAAGGAAUGAUAAACCCACAACACAGAAACACUACAAACUGGACUUUCACACUAUGCUUAUUUGCACACAUCAAUUGAAUAUUUGCUUAAAUAUGUCUACCUUGUGCCCAAUUUGCACUUGUUACAACUGGCACGCCUUUGUCUUGUCAACAAUAUCCUGACCAUAACUUGAACCUGAUAUUUUAAAUACUACCAGCACAUUUCACUUGAGCUCUAACUGCACAUGUCCACUUUGUAUUGUCUCUGUCCUGUUUAUUGUAC